Galendromus occidentalis (western predatory mite) is the source of this 2570-nucleotide messenger RNA. RefSeq names its product atypical protein kinase C. NCBI's taxonomy places the organism in Eukaryota, Metazoa, Arthropoda, Arachnida, Mesostigmata, Phytoseiidae. The coding region runs from base 247 to 2040 and encodes 597 amino acids. Gene Ontology annotation, molecular function: protein binding; protein serine/threonine kinase activity; ATP binding. The record is from RefSeq and is a predicted model, not a curated record. The transcript is spliced from 10 exons. Gene Ontology annotation, biological process: establishment or maintenance of cell polarity; protein phosphorylation.
UUCUGCUACUCUAUCAGAGCAUUAAGAAGUCGGUGGUUGUCGCGGGUGUCGCGAGCGUAAUUCGUUUGUCGACCUGAUAGUCGCCGCUGUCGAUGCUCUCGAGAGAAGGGAGCUCCGGCAUCGCCUGUGUUCACCAUCGCUGUGCAUCCUGAACACUGAGAAAAGGGACACGCUGCAAGAUAACUCCCCGCGGAAUCGGAGUCGAGAAUCCAGAGAAGGAGCGAGCAUUCUUUUAUUUCGUGGAUCAUGCCGGCGAGCAUGAAGAAUGAAGGUGGGACCGACGAGAUACGUCUCAAAUGUGCUUAUAAUGGGGAUGUUUUCGUCAAAUACAUCGGACCGGGUAUCAGCUUGGAACGCUUUCAAAGUGACAUGCGGGAGGUGUGCAGUUUCUCGGAGACGCAGCAGUUCACUGUCAAAUGGGUCGACGAAGAAGGUGAUCCCUGUACAAUCGAACAUCAGGAAGAACUCGACGAGGCGAUCCGUUUGUACGAAGUCAACAAAGAUUCCGAAAUCAAUAUCCACGUGUUCCCAUCGGUGCCGACGUACCCGGGACUGCCAUGCCCCGGCGAAGAUAAAUCGAUAUACCGGAGAGGCGCACGGAGAUGGAGGAAACAAUACCUAGUGAAUGGGCACAUUUUCCAGGCUAAACGUUUCAAUCGGAAAGCAUUCUGUACUUAUUGCAUGGAUAGAAUUUGGGGCUUGGGACGCCAAGGUUUCAAGUGCACGAAUUGUAAACUGAUGGUUCACAAGAAAUGUCACAAGGCUAUCCGUCUCCAAUGUGAUCGGAAAAACGAUGUGGGAGGGUACGACAAUCAGGUUCUGAACGGCAAUACCAUCCCCGACGAAGGAUUAGAUCUCCGACUGGCUCGGACCGGGACCGGCUCGAGGGGUCAGAGGAGACAUCUCGUUCAUGAUAGCGGAGAUGCCCAAGAGAUCGAUGACCCAAUCAACGAUGUUCGUCCCGACGCGCAGGGCGGAGUGCGGGGUCAAUACUCGCUGAAUGACUUCGAACUCAUACGUGUUAUUGGUCGCGGCUCCUACGCCAAGGUUCUGAUGGUCGAAUUGAAAGCGACUCAGAGGAUCUACGCAAUGAAAAUCAUCAAGAAAUCGCUGGUUAACGACGAUGAGGACAUAGACUGGAUACAAACUGAGAAGCAUGUUUUCGAAACGGCUUCGAAUUAUCCCUUCCUCGUGGGACUGCACUCCUGUUUCCAAAAUGAAUCUCGCUUGUUCUUCGUCAUCGAGUUCGUCAGGGGCGGAGACCUCAUGUUCCACAUGCAGCGCAUGCGAAAACUCAACGAGGAUCAUGCCAGAUUCUAUGCGGCCGAAAUUUCAUUGGCUCUACAUUUCCUACACGAAAGAGGGAUAAUAUACAGAGAUCUGAAGUUAGACAACGUGCUUUUGGAUCACGAGGGCCACAUCAAGCUAACUGAUUACGGGAUGUGUAAAGAAGGCAUCAAGCGAGAGAAUGACUUCGCAUCUACUUUCUGUGGAACCCCGAACUACAUAGCCCCGGAAAUCCUCCGUGGGGUGGAUUAUCGCUUCAGCGUCGAUUGGUGGGCGCUUGGAGUACUUCUGUAUGAAAUGCUUGCGGGGCAUUCGCCCUUUGAUAUCAUAGGUCAAUCGGACAAUCCGGAUGAGAAUUGCGAAGAUUAUUUAUUCCAAGCCAUCCUCGAAAAAACCAUCCGAAUCCCACGGUCAAUCUCCGUCAAAGCGCAGAGUGUAUUGAAAGGUUUCCUCAACAAAAACCCAGCAGAGAGGCUCGGCUGUCACAGCGUCACAGGUUUCACGGAUAUCCGUAUGCAUCCGUUUUUCAAAGCUAUCAAUUGGGAGCUCCUCGAACAGAAGCAACUGACACCCCCUUACAAGCCGAAACUCGAUACGGAUUUCGAUUUUGAACACUUUGACCCGCAAUUCACGUCGGAGCCGGUUUGCUUCACCCCCGAUGAUCCAAAAAUUAUCGGCAAAAUCGACCAAUCGGAGUUCGAAGGCUUCGAAUACGUUAAUCCCCUCCUGAUGUCUAUGGAAGAUUGCGUCUAACCUCUCCGAGAAAAUAGACCUUGUUCAGUUCCUCUUCUGGGAAACGGUCGUCUACAGCUUUCGUGUGGAAUCGGACUCCGGAUUUUUGUCCUCUUCGAAGUAGUUUCGCACGUGCUAUUGCGUCGAUUGUGAGCAUUGUUCUGACUUGAUAAUCAGGAGUCCGAGCGUUGUCGCUCGGUAAUUCGGCGACCAGACGCGCUCGCCGACCAGAGGGUGUCGAUUUCUGACGGGGAAGUCUUCUGAAAUCGACCUGAUCUACGUCGCAAGGCGGCAUCUGACGGCUGUACCCGAAUACCCUCUCUGUGUAUGACGUGAAACCGCUGAACGAAGUGUAAGUUUUGUACAUACCAGGAUGCGAUGCCCAGCGGCUAGAGAAGGGCUCGCCUGACGGUCGGCGUCCCCAUCCUCAAUCUGAAUAACGAUUUUGAAAGGGCUUGAAAUGUUCUGAGCUGAUUGAUUAGUCGAAGGAAUCUGUUAUCGAGCUCGUUUAGAGCAACAGUAUCGAUGGAAUAAAGCUCUGCUCCUAUAUU